GUUUGGAAAACAGUGGAGGGAGGAGGGAAGCAGCCAGCAUCGGCAGCAGCCAGAGUUUUUCGGUAGCCCUGGAAAUAAUGGAUAUUAAUUCGACGUACGCUUGAAAGGAAAUCGAUGUGCAUACAUCCUGAAAAUAGCACACCGCAAUUUCUCUACCUCUCCCCUUUCCUUCCUUGCAUUUCCUCCCAUUUUUCACGCUCUCCGAAUCCGCUCUAAUCCACUUUCUACGGGCCAUUUACCCACAUACGGUUAAAGACGCCUCUAACGCCAGCACAUAUUCCUCAGAUAUUAAUUCGUACCAUCUUUAAUUAGCAUUUUUGUCAUGACAAGCUACAGAUACUGGACCCUUGCAAUGGCACUCGUCCGACGCGAUAUCCGGGAACUCGGUAAGAGCGUCAUGCAGGCGAUCUCGGUCUAUCUGGUCGUAUUCAUUCUAUUCCGUGUCGCCCGCCGUGCGCUGUUCUCGCCGCUGCGCAAGCUGCCCGGCCCCUGGUACACGAAUAUCACCGGGGUAGUGCGCAAGUACUAUGCGUGGAAGCACAAGGAGCACAUCUAUUACAUGAAGAUGUUUGACGAGUAUGGGCCGCUGGUACGCACAGGGCCAGAUCGCGUCGGUGUGGGUGAGGUAGGCGCGUUCAAGAAGAUGAUGGCAUCACAUUCACUCCCAAAGACAUCCAUGUACUCUGACUUUGCAGUGGUCGGCGAAAACAUCUUUACCACGCGCAGCCCUGAGCUAAAUAGGGCCAGGAGGCGGCAACUCGGCCCGUCGUUCACUGCUACAGCUGUACGCGACAUGGAGGUGUUUGUGAUGGAGGAUGGCGUUCGUCGCCUAUGCGCGCUGCUCGAUGCGCAGAUCGACGCAGCGCAUAAAUCCCAGAGCCAGGCAACCAUCAUCAAUGUGUACUUUUCGCUAGUGAUGAUGUCAACUGACAUCAUCAGUUCUCUCGGAUUUGGCAAACGGUUCGGCGCCAUUGAUCUCUUGCGGACUAUGGUCCUGGGCGACUCUAGUGUGGCAGCCAAUGCCGGCGACAAGGCCGCUGGCGAGAUUCUGCUGCCUGCCGACAAGAUAAUGCAGUACACUACACAAACGAUGGAGCUGAUGGUCAAGGUGGCCGAGAUGCCCGCCCUCAACCGCAUCCCACCUCAUAUGAUGACAGCAGAGCUGCGUAACCUGCACAAGUCACGCGACCUAUUCAUGGACUUUGCCGAGGCAACCGUGGCCAAGCGCCGUGAAGAGCUUGCUAAUAGCGACGCAGGGUCUAACCGCAGCGACAUCCUCACACAGUACAUCAAGGCCAAGGAUCCGUUCACCGGAGAAAUGCUGACCGACAAAGAGAUCGGUUCCGAGGCCACAGUGCUAAUUGCUGCCGGUACCGACACGACAACCAACACACUUACCCACUGCAUACGCCUGCUGCUAAAGUACCCAGAGACAUAUAAGCGUCUGGCGGACGACAUCCGCCACCAGUUCAAGAGCCCCGCCGAGGUGUCCUACGAAAAGGCUCGGCAAUCGCUGCCUUACCUGCAAGCUGUGAUUUACGAGACGAUGCGGAUGCGGGCAGCAACGAAUGGCGUGUGGCCGCGCGACGCACCCCCUGAGGGAAUCACUAUCCAUGGCUACUAUAUCCCGCAUGGUGUGACCCUAUGUGGCUCAAUUGGCGGUGUGCACAUGAACUGCGAGACCUGGGAUGAGCCAACAAAGUUCAACCCUGAGCGGUUCAUGGGGCCAGAGGGCGCCCGCAUCUGCCCUGGCAGGCAUCUUGCUAUGAUGAGCAUGACGCUAACGCUGGCCCAUCUGCUGCUGCGGUACGAUUUUGCGGCCCUGUCGCAGCCAGACAUGCAUGUCAACUUCUACGACGAGGUCGACGACCAGUGCCGCAUCACCACCGGGCACUCGCACCCUGAGCGCGACUGCAAUGUCAUUAUCGCCAAGAGGCUCUAAUAUUUU
This is a messenger RNA of Linderina pennispora, 1948 nucleotides long. Its product is annotated as cytochrome P450. Bases 323 to 1942 code for a protein of 539 amino acids. Lineage: Eukaryota; Fungi; Kickxellomycota; Kickxellomycetes; Kickxellales; Kickxellaceae. The record is from RefSeq and is a predicted model, not a curated record. The transcript has 2 exons. Gene Ontology annotation, molecular function: monooxygenase activity; heme binding; oxidoreductase activity, acting on paired donors, with incorporation or reduction of molecular oxygen.